AUGCGUGUCGAUGAAUUCUUCCGAUGGCAGGAGCUCGGUUUCGUGGCGCCUUCCCUUGCGGUCGGGUCUUCGCCGGCCACCGGAAGUGGCGGGCAGCAGCAGCAGCAGCAGCAGCAGCAGCCGGCCGCGGCGGCGGGGGCGGCGGCGGAGACGGGCAUGGCGCCGGCGUCGGAGGAGGCCAAGCAUCGGCUGAGGGCCCUGAAAGCGGCGGAAGAGCAAGCGCGAAACCAGCCCCUGGUGCUGAAGAAGAUGAGCCUGGACGCAAACGCGCUCGACGACUGGGCGGACGACGACGAUGACGACGGUUUCGGCGACGGCGACGGCGACGCCUUCGAUGCCUUCGACGUGGCCAUUGCCUCGGGCAACGGCAAGGCGGGGGCGGGAGGUAGUGGGUUGGCCGGAGAAGGAGCGGGGCUCGUGCGGGGUGGGGCUGCGACGGGAGCGGGCGGGGACGGCGGCGGGUUUUCUGCCGGCUCGGCCGUGGGUUUGGGGUCGUUUCGGAAGCCCUCGGCCGUGGUGUCUGGUCUCGAGGCCGCGGCGGGGGCGGGGGGCCGAGGCGGGAAAGGGGGGGUGGAAGGGGGGGUUAUCGGCAUGGAAGCCACCGUCCUGCGGCGCUUCAUGGAGGACGAGGAGGAGGAGGAAGACGCGUUUGGUGACGUAGAUAUCGAUGUGCCUGGGGACGGCCCUCUGCUGCCGACAGACAAACUCAAGGCCAAGAUGCUGAGUCACCAGGGCGGCUCGGCGGCUCCCCCAAGCGGUGUUGGCCAGGGGGCGACGGACGAGGCCGCUGGCGUCGCCGCCGGCGCUUUCGACGACUUGGACGACCUUUUCGGUACGGGGUUCGAGGACCUCUCGGACGGGGAGGAGGGGGGCAACGGCAAGGAGGCCGAGCGAGAGAUGCACGCCAAGGUGGGACAAGAAGUUUUCGCAGAGCUUUCAAGGCUGGAGACGAGAGGCUCCGCGGCCGGCAACAACAGCGUCAACCUGCGGUGUCGCGACGGGCAGCAGAAGGGUCGGGGUGGCGGCGGAACCGCCGCCGUUACAGUCCCGACUGGUAACGACGCCACCGGCGGGGUUUCCACCGGGCGUUUGCUGAGCACGGUGACGGAGGUAGAGGUAAUAGAUGAAAAGGAGGAGGAGGGGGAGGAGGAGGAGGAGGAGGAGGAGGUGGUGACGAUGGAGGAGGAGGUGGUGCGGACGUGUGUGUCGGUGUGCGAGAGGCUGGAGGGGUGCCCGCAGGCGCGGCACUACGUCAUGUCGGCCGACCGGGGGGUGACCCCGCUGAUGUACCUGAUGCAGGCGAUGAAGCCCGAGGACCGGCAGGGGGAGGAAGCCAUGGCCAACGUUCUGGCGGUCAUCAACAAGAUCGUCGAGGAUAACCUGAAAGCCCUAGAGAGCCUCGCGGUCGUGGGGCUGGUGCCGAAGGUCAUGACGAUCCUCGAAACCAGGGGGGCAUGGGACGAGGAGGAAGCAGAGGGGGAAACGGCUGCGGAAGCACCAGCAGGGAGCGGGUUGUGGUUGCCGCAGGGGGGCGAAGAGGACAGCUCGAAGAAGACGGACAACGUCCAGAAAUCGCCGCCAAGACGACGCGGAAGCGGCUACAGCAGCAUCGGUAGCGGCAACCGACCGAGGAUGCGCGUGGAAGCGGCUCGUCUUGUUCGCACGCUUUGUAACGGGUCGGACCUGACUCUUCAGACGCUCAUAUCUUGCGGGGGGCUCUCGGUGCUGGCCCAGUUCCUCGCCGCGGGGGGGCCGCGGAUUGACAGCGAGGGGGUGAGAGGGGCAGACGCGCGGCGCCUCGUGCGCAUCGGCAUCGACGGCGUGCUCAAGGUGUUCUCGCUGCAGCGCAUCCGCCGGAACGACUUCUGCAAGCUGUUCCUUCGCCUGGGCCUAAUGCCCCGUGUCAUGGACACGUUCUCGCGAUUCCUGGGGCACUCGAUGAUCGCAACCUCCUCCUCUCCCUCCCCCUCUGGGCGGACCCCCGCCGGUCUGCGGCAGACUAGCGGUGGGUGUUUGCUGGAGAGGGAGAUGAGCAGCAUGGCGAUUGUGGUGGACACGACGGGGGCGGCGGCGGAGGCGGCGGCGGCGGCGGCGGCAGAGGGGGGAGGGGGCGACUUUUGUUGGCCAUACGUGACCAGGGCAGCGGAGAUCCUGACGACCUUCAGCAAGAGCGACGGCGUCGUGAAGGAAGGGGUUGCGGAAGAGCAUUGCUUGCAAGGGGUGAUGCGGGCGCUGUCGAGCAUCUGCCCGGCCUACCUUGGCUUGCCGAGGUUCUGCAGCCUGGCUGUGACUCUCCUCACUGUCCUCAAGAACCUCAGCAUGGAGCCGUCCACGCUCGAGGCGUUAUGGGAGCAGCGGGGAGCGGCGGCGGUGUUGACGAGGAUCUUGAGAACCAGGUGCGUGCUGGAGCAGUCGCGGCUGAAGCAGUUCGCUCUACAGAUGGUGUGCGACUUCGCCCACACGUCGGGCGUGGUCCGGAGCUUGAUGUGGGACGAGGGGGUGCUAGACUUCUACCUGUCGGUCAUGCGCAGCCCCAAGGACACCCAUUGGCACGUUACUAUCUUCCGCAGCCUUUGCGCCUGGUUGUCGAGCGAAGGGGAGACGGAUCGCGUGGCGGGCAGACUCGUGGAACCCCUAAACCUCGAUAAGGUCAUCUUCCUGUUCUGCACCGCGCAGCAGGUGGACUUUGAGGAGGUGGUCGACAAGCUGCACCUCAUGAUGGUCAAGAGCCAGACGCUCGUCAAGGCGCUCGGCUCGUCCGCGACGUUCAUCGUGGAGGUCAUGGAGCGCCUCCACUACCCCAAGGCUGUCGUCGGCAAGACCCUGCUGAGCAUGCUCCGCAUGAUCCACCACCAGCACCCGGACCCGGCCACCCUGGUGCGCGACUUCGACCUCUACCGCAUCGUGCUUACCCUGUCAAGGAACGAGUCUCAGGUUCUCGUGGCCGAGCUCGCCGGACAGCUCCUGCAAGACUUCGGCCGCGGGGGGGGAGGAGAUGCUGCUAUUGAUACCGGCGGCGGCGGCGGCGGCGGCGGCGGCGGCGGUGGCGGUGGUGGCCAGAAAGUUAGCGUCGGGGAGGCGGCGGCAGUGGCGGUGUCGGAGACGAAGCCGGUGUCGCCGUCCGCGCCGCCGCCGCCGCCCCCACCGCAUGCCGUGUCGCGGCCACCGCCUCCGCCGUCGCCGGAGUUUGCCUCCGCCGCCGCCGCUGCGUGCUCGAAGGAGGGGAGGACCGAGGAGAAGGAGGGUGGGCGGGUCGGGGAAGGGAGGAGGCAGGGCCCAGCCGAGGAAAGAGGCGGCGGAGUGAGUGAGUGACUGCCGUAUAGAUGGUCGUGCGGGGAAGGGGGGGGGGGGCGGAGGGGCAAAAGGAUCUGCGUGCCGAUCGGUCCGGUGGCUGCCGUCGUGUCCUCUCGAGUCAGCCGGGAAGGCUGUUAUUGGUUGACCAAAUACCCCCCUUUCUGACUGCGCGCUCGCGAGGAGAAGAGAGGCGAAAGACGUCGGCGUUACAACCUCGCUGUUCAUUCUCCGGCAGGGAUCUCUCUGGGGUUGAUGUGUUUUGCUGGGUCUUCGGUUGUGACAGACUGCCGUUGUGAUUUGUGUCCGUCUCGCGUUGCUGUGACUGAUGUGUUGUAUCCGAUUUUCCACGCUUUUUUUAUGCGGGGGGUCGUAUGGAGUUGCCGGAUCGUUGGACCGCAAGACGUGGCCGCCGUAUCGUACUGCUGUGCGUUUGUUUUCCGUUUGAAGUUAUCAUUUUUUUUAUUUUUUUGGUGCAAGUACCAAUACGUGUAUCUUUAACUCUCAGCAUCGACCGCGCUACCCGGUUGGUUGUUGACCAAUCAAAAGACGCCAGCCAGGGCCGGUCUUACAACAGUGUGUAUGCGUGCCGUGCUCAUGCGAUGGACUGCAUUUUCAGCGUUCUCCUUGGAGUCGGUGUUAUCCAAUGCAGUCUUUUCCAGGGGGUAACGGGGGGCAAGGGUUGAUUGAUUGCUGAUGGCCCGCUCUCUCGCCCGACUGCACCUUGGGAAAAGUCGUUUGUGGUCGUUUUUGUUGUCCGGUGGUGACCUUUCGCGGAUAGAUGGGUUCCUGCCAUUUGAUUGUGACGGGUUUGUGGUUCAUUGUCUCUUGUUGUCAAAUGCACAACGUUUUGCUGUGCCUGUUUGGCCUUCGAGUUGAUCGGCUGCAGAACGCGCUUGUCCGCACGGGAAGUUUUGUGUGCUUGCGCUCUAGGGAGUGGAACCAAGUGCCGAAGAAUAAAUAGCCUUCACGUUUUCUAAGGAAGCGAAGGCGGAAAUCAUAAAUUCAU
Messenger RNA from Ectocarpus sp. CCAP 1310/34, 4300 nucleotides. The record is from the annotation of a GenBank genome assembly. NCBI's taxonomy places the organism in Eukaryota, Phaeophyceae, Ectocarpales, Ectocarpaceae.